AUGACUUGUGUGAUCCUCAGAAGGGCGCAAGCUAUAGAAAAGCUGGAGCCUUACCUCACUCGCGCACGUCAAGAGAGAUUCCAAGCCAGCGUGACUGACGAACUCGCAAAGAGAAUGAGCGAAGAAAUCGUUCAGGUGAUGGACGCAGAUACGAAGACGUGGCUACGUACGUGGGCCAUCUUUGUGGACAAGCCAGACAUACUCAAAUGGGUGGAUGACGCAAAGGAUGAUAUGGAAACAGUUGUGUGCUUUGUGCCUCGCACUCAACCUGGACGAUCUACGUGGACGAAUCCCAUAACAGACACCAUGGUCGAGGACGCGAUCAAAGACUUGCGAGACUGCGCAAGCGCUCCAGGCGUUCCUGAAGCCGUUCGGUAUUCAAUUCGAGGGGCAACAUAUGUCAUCAAUCGCUAUUUGGAGGUGAUGGAAGAAAAGCACCGUAUGUGGGCAAACGCUGAAGCAAUGAAUAACACACUUGACUCCAUGAUGAAUACCAUCAGAGAUGAGGCAAACAAGACACGAGAGUUGAUCAAGAGAGGCAAACGAACACACGAAGAGGCGUUUCAAAAGGAAGAAUCGGACUUGUGA
Molecule: messenger RNA, 588 nt
Organism: Trichoderma aggressivum f. europaeum
Lineage: Eukaryota; Fungi; Ascomycota; Sordariomycetes; Hypocreales; Hypocreaceae
Exons: 1
Coding region: 1-588 (195 amino acids)
Source: RefSeq, a predicted model, not a curated record